ACGGCAAGAGAUAGAGCGCCGCCAUGCUACCCCAUGUUAAUAACCUUCACUAACAUUGGCUUUUGCCUUUUUUCCAUGGACGGCGGUUGGGAACAAUUAAUAUAGCAAUUAAUGGCCUGCAAUUAAUAGAAUAACAUGCCUCUAACAAAAUGUGUGGGGAGUCCCAAAGCUUAUGCAGCUAGACCACAUUUAGAGAUGCCACAGAAUUCUUCGCGCUUCUUUGCCGCAGCAGAGGCAAAGAGGGCUACCUUUCCGGAAAUUAUUAGGAAAGAGUGCUGACGUCACCGGAAGUUAGGCAUAGCCUAUGGAGGAGUCCAGCUGCAAAGAAAAUUCCGCCGUGCAACUACAGUGCUUCCGUCUCUAUGUCGGAGGCGGGCGGUGCGUUGCGAAAAGGGUCCGUGUUGCCGUUCCUUAGGAGGGAAAAGAGACGUUCGUCAUGUCAACAAGCUACACGUCGUCGGAGUUACACUUCGGCCAGGCGGUGAUUGGGCCUCCUGGUUCAGGGAAAACGACUUACUGUCUCGCCAUGCAGGAGUUCCUUUCUGCAAUUGGGCGUAAAGUUGCUGUGGUAAACCUGGACCCAGCCAAUGAAGGAAUUCCCUACCAGUGCGCUGUGGAUAUCUCAGAACUGAUAACAUUGGCUGAUGUGAUGGAGAAUUUGAAACUGGGACCCAAUGGUGGCUUAAUCUAUUGCAUGGAGUACCUGGAAGCCAACUUUGACUGGCUGCAAGAGAAGCUAGCACGAUUUAAGGGACAUUAUUUCUUAUUUGACUGCCCUGGACAAGUAGAGCUGUGCACCCACCAUAGUUCAUUGAGAAACAUCUUUGCUCAGCUUGCUAAAUGGAACUUCAGGCUGGCUGCUGUCCAUUUGGUGGAUUCUCACUAUUGCACAGACCCUGGCAAGUUUAUUUCCAUUCUCUGCACUUCCCUCUCCACCAUGCUGCAUGUCGAACUUCCUCAUGUAAAUGUCCUCUCCAAAAUGGACCUGAUCGAACAGUAUGGGAAACUGGCCUUCAAUUUAGAUUAUUACACUGAGGUUCUUGAUCUGUCAUACCUAGUGGAUCAUCUGGCUUCAGAUCCUUUCUUCAAGAAUUACCGUCGCCUGAAUGAGAAGCUUGUGGGAGUCAUUGAGGACUACAGCUUGGUCUCCUUUGUGCCUCUCAAUGUUCAGGACAAAGAGAGCAUGCGGUGUGUGAUGCAAGCAGUAGACAAGGCCAAUGGCUACUCCUUCGGGGAUGGGGAGCACAGAAGUCUCGAAGUCCUGAUGUCUGCGGCCGUGGGGGCUGAUUUUCACUUCUCAUCCACACUGGCAGUCCAAGAGAAGUAUGUGCAGCCGGAGGAGAAAUCAGUGGAACAAGAAAUCAUGGACGUGUAAACGAGGCCUGCUGCAGGAGGUGUCAUGGGAUGAUAACUCAUCCUGCCUAAGGUGUCUUCACAUCAAUAUCAGGAGAGAGGCCAGUGCAUGUUUUCACAAGGCCCAAAGAAUUAUGUCAAACAGAGACUGCAACAGGACAGCUUGUAUCUUUUAGGUUCCUUUCAGAAAAGAGCAACGAUUCUGGAAUUAUUGGAAGCUUCCGUAGCAGAGAGAAAGACAAACCCACCUUUCUUUUCUCGCGCGAAGAAGGUACACACAUCUAAAAGAUUUGUAGUUGGCUAAAUAAAUGUUGGUGGUUGGGCAGCUGCAAAGCCCAGGAUAUGGCAAGAGAUGAGAGCUGAUCUCCACCAACAGUAAAAAUAAUCAACAUUGUCAGGAGGAUUUCUGCAGUAACUGUCCAGGAUAUCUUUCCCUAUGUUUCAUUGAGAAACAUAAAGUGACAAGCAGCCAAAUACA
Messenger RNA from Pogona vitticeps (central bearded dragon), 1831 nucleotides. The record is from RefSeq and is a predicted model, not a curated record. Lineage: Eukaryota; Metazoa; Chordata; Lepidosauria; Squamata; Agamidae.